AUGUUCUUCCUAAGCAGUGUGCUGUUUCGAUCCAAAAGCAAACGGGUCCAUGUGAAUUUAAUCUCCUCAUGUGCGAGCAACUAUAUUUACUCGACGUACAUUUCACCCAACAAGUCCAAAUUCCGCCUGUCCCUGAGGAAGCACGACCCCGUAGUUAACCGCCAUGUCAUGUUCUACCAGAAGCACGCAAAGUCCAAGUCGAAAAAGAGGCUAACCUUGCACGGGAUUAAUUAUGCGCGCUUUACAGGAAAAAACAAAAACCUGAGGCCCCUGUUGAAGAGAGUGGAGAAGUCGUACCUGUUCGGGAAAUUCAACAAACUUAUAGACAACACGUACAGAUUAGACCCUCAUUGGAAGGGAAAGAAGAAGAAGAAGAAGAAGAAGAAGAAGGAGAAGGAGAAGGAGAAGACGUGA
Molecule: messenger RNA, 414 nt
Organism: Plasmodium inui San Antonio 1
Lineage: Eukaryota; Apicomplexa; Aconoidasida; Haemosporida; Plasmodiidae
Exons: 4
Coding region: 1-414 (137 amino acids)
Biological process (GO): translation
Cellular component (GO): ribosome
Molecular function (GO): structural constituent of ribosome
Source: RefSeq, a predicted model, not a curated record